UUUUUUUUGGGAAGAAGGGAAAACUGCUCAGGUAAACCCUAACACUCGUUCCGGUUUUCAACUUCUCACCUCACCGCCUUCAUCUCCUUCAUUCACCCGUACUGCUGAGAAAAUCCGCCAUUUCUCAAUGGAGAUGCAAAUUUCUUCCCCUGCAAAUUUGUUUUCCCUUGUGAUUUGUGUCACUCUUACUCAAUCCCGCUACACCUAUGUCCUCUCCAAUGUUAUAAAACUUCUAACUUCUCUCAGAUUGCAGACCUUGUUCGACCAUCUGGGUGGAUUUUGCAAUUUUAGGUCUUGUGUUUGGUUUAUAAAUUGCCCUAAAACUUCUCUUUAUGGGGUCGAUGUUAAAUUGAUGAAAUUCGGCAUUUGAACUUCAAUCAGGAGAUUAUGAACAACUAUAUAGGUUCAUAACAGAUCUCUCCUUCUAUGGAAUCAGAGUUUUAUCUCAUUUCAGGUCUGUUCAAGGAUUCACAAGUUUGGCCACCAACUUUCUCGCCAAUUACAGGUACCUACAAUUUUUCAUCUGAUUCUACUAUGUCGCUGGUGUUUGGUGUUGUUUUCAGCUGCACAGGUGCUGCUUCUUGCUGUUGCAGGGUGUGGGUUGUGCUCCUGAUGUGUGCAGGCUAUUCUGCAGGGAGUCCAGGUGUUGCAGUCAGGUCUACAGGGAGUGUGGUGUUCGAUUGCUGCUGUGUGCAAUCUUAUGUUGCGUACCCUUUUAUUGCGUUUGUUGUGUUUGGUUGUUAGGGAGUGGUCUGUACUCCUCUAACUUUUUCUGCUGUUUCGUUGUUUAGAUACUUUUGUUCAUACCUUUUGGUAUUAAAUUUGUGUUUUAGAGAUAUAUAGCUAGCUAAUUUAAUAGUUUGGACAUGUGUAAACUUAAUUUGAUGAUAUGAUAUGAGGAUUUGGAGCGAGCUAAUACGUAUUAUUAUAUAUA
Molecule: messenger RNA, 934 nt
Organism: Spinacia oleracea (spinach)
Lineage: Eukaryota; Viridiplantae; Streptophyta; Magnoliopsida; Caryophyllales; Amaranthaceae
Exons: 5
Coding region: 427-744 (105 amino acids)
Source: RefSeq, a predicted model, not a curated record